AUGUCACUGGACUCAAGAGCACGAGAGGUGUUUGCAACAGCUGUGAGGGCUGUGCAACCAGACACUGUGGUUCGCCAUAGUAUAGUGCGCAAAGAAGAUGUAAUUACUAUUGAUGGACACAAACUCACUCUGAAAAACAAUCUACACUUAGUGGGGUUUGGAAAAGCUGUGCUGGGAAUGACUGCAGAGGUGGAGAGGAUUUUGUCAGAUCAUUUAGUUAAAGGAAUAGUAAGUGUCCCUCAUGGCAUUCAAGAGAGUCUACGGCAACAUGGGAAAAACCAUCUCUUGCUAAAAGAAAACAGUUGCAUUGAAGUUCUUGAAGGAGCUAAACACAACUUGCCUGAUGAUGAUGCUCAAAAAGCAGCUGAAAAGAUCAAACAGCUGGCCUCAGGACUAACAGAGGAGGAUUUGCUUCUCGUACUUAUAUCUGGUGGUGGUUCAGCCCUGUUGCCUUCACCCAUCCCACCAAUUUCCUUACAAGAGAAACUAGAUGUCACACGAAGACUUGCUGCUGCUGGUGCAACUAUACAAGAACUUAAUACUGUGCGACGAGCUUUCUCUCUUUUAAAAGGAGGAGGACUUGCUCAUUUUGCUCACCCAGCUCAGGUGGUGGCUCUUAUAUUAUCAGAUGUAAUUGGUGAUCCGCUAGAUUUGAUAGCCAGUGGACCAACGGUGCAGUACACCACCACUUAA
Knipowitschia caucasica is the source of this 693-nucleotide messenger RNA. NCBI's taxonomy places the organism in Eukaryota, Metazoa, Chordata, Actinopteri, Gobiiformes, Gobiidae. The record is from the annotation of a GenBank genome assembly.